UCACGCACACUGCGACUGCGAGUGAAGUGAGAGAUCUGGACCGUCCGAUCCGAUGAGGCAGAUGAUCCGACGGCUCUCCCGCGUCGGCGACUGCUCGUCGCCCUCCUCGCCGCCGCCAUUCUCGCCGGCGCCACGCCGCGGAGGCGGCGGAGGUGGGAGCAGCGGGAAGAGGUCGUCGUCGGCGGCGGCGGCGCACGAGGGGGUACCCGAGGGGCACGUGCCGGUGUACGUGGUCGGGGAGGGGGAUGGCGGCGAGGCGGCGGCGGCGGAGCGGUUCGUCGUGCGCGCCGAGCUGCUCGGGCGGCCGGCGCUGGCCGAGCUCCUCCGCCGCGCCGCGCAGGAGUACGGCUACGACCACCACGGCCCGCUCCGCAUCCCCUGCCGCGCCGACGUCUUCCGCGCCGCGCUCGCCGCCGCCGGCGACGAGGACGACGACAGCGAGUAGCCGCGCGCGGCCGGCCGUCGGUUGGGCUUGUGGGCCGGGCCGGGCCGGGCCGGGCUGGACCCAUUUGUAAAUAGCUCGGAGAACUUUGUGGUUCUUUGCCUUUUAAUUUGAGUUUUUUUUCCUUUUUAUUUUCCCUGUCUAAGGGAAUUUUGAUGAGAGAGUGAUUGAGUGAGUGAAGACGAUGUAAAAUUGAUAAGUAAAUAAGUACGAGUGAUGUUUAAUUAGCUUGAGCUGCUUAUUAUGGUUACUGUACUAUAGUAAUAAUCAUGAACAGUUGUUCACUUAUUUGACUGUACUUUGAAGAUUAUGUCUUUGGCAAAA
Molecule: messenger RNA, 766 nt
Organism: Oryza sativa Japonica Group (Japanese rice)
Lineage: Eukaryota; Viridiplantae; Streptophyta; Magnoliopsida; Poales; Poaceae
Product: auxin-responsive protein SAUR71
Biological process (GO): response to auxin
Source: RefSeq, a predicted model, not a curated record